Fomitopsis serialis is the source of this 1342-nucleotide messenger RNA. RefSeq names its product P-loop containing nucleoside triphosphate hydrolase protein. The transcript is spliced from 8 exons. Gene Ontology annotation, molecular function: ATP hydrolysis activity; ATP binding. Lineage: Eukaryota; Fungi; Basidiomycota; Agaricomycetes; Polyporales; Fomitopsidaceae. The coding region runs from base 217 to 1185 and encodes 322 amino acids. The record is from RefSeq and is a predicted model, not a curated record.
UGGAGAGAAUCUCUGCAUAUCAGGUUCUUCACCCGUAACAAUUCAUCAUUGAUGAACUUCUGGUGGAAGCCAAAAAUGCUACGUGAAGGCACAAACAAUUUGUUUCUGCUUAUGUUCAAGACACGGCUUACAGCGGGAGAGCUUGGAGACAAGUAUCUGCGCGCCCAAAACGUCCCCUAAAUCAAUCAUACUGGACGUGGGAUCAAGGAAAGAUUAAUGCAUGACGCAUGCGAGUUCCUCGCCAGUGCUAAUGGCAUUCCGUUUCGGAGAGGGUAUCUCCUUUACGGCGCUCCUGGGUCGGGCAAGACGUCUGUCAUUCAAAGCAUGGCAGGCGAACUAGGCCUUGAUAUCUACAUCCUGACCCUCAAUCGUGCCGGGCUGGAUGAUGAUACGCUCACACUGAUAGAGGAUAUCGACGCUGCGUUCCACAGAGGUGUCUCUCGCAGGCCCUCGGAGGAAGAGGGGUUCGGAGAUAACGGCGGUGGCUCGCUGGCCCAGGGAACACGAGAUAAGAAGGGCGCGGCUGAAUGUCGCGUGUCACUCAGUGGUCUACUGAAUGCCCUAGAUGGUAUUGCUGCACAGGAAGGCCGGAUACUCUUUGCGACCACGAAUCACCACGCUGCUCUGGAUCCGGCGCUAUGCCGCCCUGGGCGCAUGGAUCUCCGCAUCGAGUUCAAGCUAGCUAGCCAAGACCAGGCGAGGCGGCUAUUCUACCACUUUAUCCGAGUCAGACGACGACGAUCGCGAGCCACCGUACAACAUCGAUACCGAUCCAGCACUAGCGCUAAAGGCGAUACACUCCCCAGUCCUCCGCCUUCUCCUAUCAUGGCAGAGGGUUCAUCGACAAGCGAGAACCAUUGCAGCCUUCCUAGGCAGGACGAGCAGGACACACAGUGUGAGUUGCGGCAACUGGCCGUGCGAUUUGCGGCGGCAGUGCCGAACGAACGACUUUCGAUGGCAAGCCUGCAGGGGUAUUUGAUGCUGUACAAGGAUCAGCCGCAUGACGCCGUCUCGAACGCAGCUUCCUGGGUUCAUCAGAGGGCACGCCAACACGGCAUUUGUACCCUACCGGUUGUCACCUUCCAAAUGGCAAAUGCUGCACGCUUACGGGAUGUCGUAUCGUUGUCGUCAGAGCUUGCUAGUGAGACGAAGUAUCACCAAUGCAAGAAUUGUAGGGGUCGAUGAUGACCCCGUUGGGCGGCGGACACGUCUAACGCCCCAGAUAACCCGGGCGUCGAUGCUAAACACCGAUAUCGCCGAGUUACACGUACGCGGUAUCGUGAAAGCUGUCCUCCCGUCUUCUCGUCGCUCAAUUGAUGACAGCAUUUGUAGCCGUAGGCAG